Messenger RNA from Argentina anserina (silverweed cinquefoil), 3362 nucleotides. RefSeq names its product probable rhamnogalacturonate lyase C. Gene Ontology annotation, molecular function: carbohydrate binding; catalytic activity. The record is from RefSeq and is a predicted model, not a curated record. Gene Ontology annotation, biological process: carbohydrate metabolic process. Lineage: Eukaryota; Viridiplantae; Streptophyta; Magnoliopsida; Rosales; Rosaceae.
ACUGGGACCUCGUUUGGAGUGGACCGGGAGUUAAGGGAACAUUUGAUGUGAUUAAAGGUACAGAUUUUAGGGUCAUUGUGGAGAAUGAGGACCAGGUUGAGCUUUCAUUUACAAGAACGUGGAAUCCCUCCCUGGAGGGAAAUCUGUUCCCUUAAACAUAGACAAAAGGUUCAUAAUGCUUCAUGGUUCCUCGGGCUUCUACUCUUAUGCAAUUUAUGAGCACCUGAAGGAUUGGCCUGAUUUUGAAAUUGGUGAAACCAGAAUAACUGCGAAAAGACAAGUUUCAAUACAUGGCCAUAUCAGACAACCGGAAAAGAUGCAUUCCCCUACUUGAUGACCGGAUGUCAGGGCGAUGCCAAACCUUAGGUUUUGCAGAAGUUGUCUUACUUUUGGAUCCCAUAAAUAAAGAGCUUGCUGGAGAGGUAGACGACAAGUACCAGUACUCAUGUAUGAACAAAGACAUCUUUCAUGGUUGGGUGUGUAGCAACCCAGGAGUCGGGUUUUGGCAGAUCACACCCAGUGAUGAAUUCCGGUCUGGUGGACCUCUAAAACAGAGUCUAACCUCGCAUGUUUGCCCCACCACUCUUGCAAUAUUUCUUAGUUCUCAUUAUGCGGGACAAGAUCUGGACGCAAAAUUUAGAGGUGGUGAAUCAUGGAAGAAGGUUUUUGGUCCUGUUUAUUAUCUAAAUUCUGCAACUGGUAGAGAUGAUCCAUUCUUUCUAUGGGAGGAUGCUAAAAGACAAAUGAUGACUGAAGUCCAGAGCUAGCCAUAUAGUUUCCCAGCUUCCAAGGAUUUCCAGAAGUCGGAUCAGCGGGGUAAUGUGAAUGGUAGACUACUUGUCUUGGACAGGUAUGUUAGUGAAGACUAUACUCCAGCAAAUGAGGCUUAUGUUGGUUUGGCCCCACCAGGAGAUGUAGGAUCAUGGCAAAGAGAGUGCAAGGAGUACCAAUUCUGGACAAGGGCAGACAACAGAGGUUAUUUUUCAAUUCGAAACAUGCGUACUGGUACUUACAAUCUCUAUGCCUGGGUCCCUGGUUUUAUUGGAGAUUACCGGUGCGAAGCUGUCCUUAACAUCACCUCAGGUUUUUUUACUGAGAUGGGUGAUCUCAUGCAUGACCCUCCAAGAGAUGGGCCUACGUUGUGGGAUAUAGGCAUUCCUGAUUGUUCCGCUGCAGAGUUUUAUGUUCCUGAUCCCGAUCCCAAGUAUAUAAAUAAGCUCUAUGUUAAUCAUCCUGACAGGUUCAGGCAGUAUGGUAUUUAGAAUAGAUGUACUGAAUUAUAUCCAGAUGAAGAUUUAGUCUAUAUUGUUGGUGUCAGUGAUUAUAGUAAAGAUUGGUUCUUUGCUCAAGUUCCCAGGCAUAAGGACAAUACACAUGAAGGAACAACAUGGCAAAUUAAGUUCAAAAUUAACAAUGUGGAUCGAAACGGCACCUAUAAACUGAGAGUGGCAAUUGCAUCUGCAACUUUAGCUGAAAUGCAGGUAAUGAUGGAUAAUGGGUUUGUCCAAGUGACAUUGUCAAAUCCAGAGGGUAUAGUCACUGGAAUACGAUACAAUGGCCUUGACAACUUGCUCGAGAUUCGUAAUGAGGAAACUAAUAGAGGAUAUUGGGACCUGGUUUGGAGCCAAGCGAGUACCGGAACAACAGGAAUAUUUGAUGCGAUCAAAGGUAAAGAGUUUGAGGUUAUAGUGGAAAAUGAUGACCAGGUGGAGCUCUCUUUCAAACGAACCUGGGAUUCCUCCCAAGAAGGCAAGCUCGUUCCCUUAAAUAUUGAUAAAAGGUUCAUAAUGGUUCGAGGUUCUUCCGGCUUCUACUCUUACGCUAUCUACGAGCACUUGCAGGAAUGGCCUGCUUUUAUGCUCGGAGAAACCAGAAUCGCGUUCAAACUCAGAAAAGACAAGUUUCAAUACAUGGCCAUGGCGGACAACAGGCAAAGAUACAUGCCAUUGCCUGAUGACCGUUUACCACCCAGAGGCCAACCUCUGGCAUAUCCAGAGGCAGUUCUACUCGCCGAUCCGGUCGAGCCUGAUCUAAAAGGAGAAGUGGAUGACAAGUACCAAUACUCAUGUGAUAACAAGGAUAACCGGGUGCAUGGGUGGAUAUGCACUGAUCCGCCGGUGGGAUUGUGGCAAAUUACACCCAGCAACGAGUUCCGAUCUGGUGGACCUGUUAAACAAAAUCUUACCUCUCAUGUUGGCCCAACCACCCUGGCGAUGUUUCUGAGCGCUCAUUAUUCCGGAGAAGAUCUGGUGCCAAAAUUUGCAGCCGGGGAAUACUGGAAGAAAGUUUUCGGUCCUGUUUUUAUGUAUGUCAAUUCGGAAUAUGAAGGAAAUGACCCGUUAGUUUCACUAUGGGAGGACGCUAAAAUACAAAUGAUGAUUGAAGUCCAGAGCUGGCCAUACAGCUUCCCAGCAUCUGAAGAUUUUCCCAAGUCGAACCAACGUGGUAACAUUAGUGGUCGACUACUUAUUCAAGACAGAUACGUUAGCGAUGACUAUAUAUCAGCCAAUGGUGCAUAUGUCGGAUUAGCCUCGCCAGGAGGCGUUGGAUCGAGGCAAAGAGAAUGCAAGGACUAUCAAUUUUGGACAACGACAGACGAUGAUGGCUACUUUUCUAUCAAUGACAUACGGGCCGGUGAUUAUAACCUUAAUGCAUGUGUCCCUGGUUUUAUUGGAGAUUAUCAGUAUGAUGAUGUUAUCACUAUAACAUCUGGUGGUGUGGUUUAUAUGGGUGAGCUUGUGUAUGAGCCUCCCAGAGAUGGCCCAACCUUAUGGGAAAUAGGCAUCCCAGAUCGUUCUGCUGCAGAGUUUUAUGUUCCUGAUCCUAAUCCCAAGUACAUCAACAAUCUCUUUGUCAGUCAUCCUGACAGGUUUAGGCAGUAUGGACUGUGGGAUAGAUACACAGAGUUAUAUCCUGAUGCAGACUUGGUUUACACGGUUGGUGUGAGUGACUACAGCAAAGACUGGUUCUUUGCUCAGGUUACCAGAAAGAAAGAUGAUAACAAAUAUUAAGGAACAACUUGGCAAAUAAAAUUCAACUGUCAAGAUGUAGAAAAGAAUGGAACCUAUAAGCUGAGAGUGGCACUUGCAUCUGCAACUCUUUCUGAAUUACAGGUUCGAGUGAACAAUCCAAAGGAAAAUCCUCCUCUAUUCACAAGUGGUUUGAUAGGGAAGGACAAUUCCAUUGCAAGACAUGGAAUCCACGGGCUCUAUUGGCUUUUCAAGGUUGAUAUACCGAGCUCUCGGCUUGUUGAGGGAGACAAUAGCAUCUUUCUAACUCAACCGAGAAGCACUGGUCCUUUUCAAGGGAUUAUGUAUGAUUAUAUUCGCUUAGAAGGUCCCCCAUCUGUAAGUUCCGAAUAA